UUCUUCAUUAUCCAUCAGGUAACAAUAAGUAGCCGAUUAUAAAGGUAAAUGAACACGAUAGACAUUAUUCGGGCAACAUCGAAUCUCGAACAUGUUACACAAUAGGUUAUAAAAUGAACUUGAUCUGUAACUUUUUGAUUACAAAUACACGAGUUUGAUCUAGCUGUAUCAGUGGGCAGUGGCUAUUGUAGAAAAACGUUCAAUAGCUCAUUCAAUGUUAUCCUUUUUAAAUAAAUACAAUUUCAAGUGAAAACGCCCUAUCUUCUCUUGUGCUUGGCACCGAGUUCGACUUCAAGACAUGUCGGUGGCGCUGUGCUUCAGCACGCCAUGGUGCGUGUGGUUUUGGACUAGCAUUGUGUCCAUAUCAGUAGCAUUAAUAAUAAUGAUUUACUACACUAUCCGUUGUUGCAAAGUAAUGCAUUCAACCCAACCAACACUUGGGUUCCAAAUUCGCCAAAUGGAGCAGCAAAUGAGAAUGGCGGAACAGCAGCAAGUGGUUAGACUGCAUGACGAACCUAACGCAAAUGAACGAAUUAACGACGACCAGCCACCUGCUUACGAACGCUUGUACCCGAACAUGAUGUACCUGCCAUACGUGGCCGUGUACCACCAUCACUUACAGACUCUACAUGCGGGUAAUGAGACCGCAUACCAGCUUGGCCAUGCCGACGCAUCCUCUUCCCUCACCACACCCUCUUAGCACAAAGCUAUAACGAAUUCAAAGCACUAAACAUACCAGCUAAUUACGAGUUAAAUUUACGCUGAAAUAAGUGAAUAAAAUAUUGUUCAAGGAUUUGAACAAAAUCUUAAAGGAUGAUUAAAUUGAAUUUAGGGAUGUACCACGGCUUCAACCCAUAUCUGAAGAAAAUCACGUGGUCCUUGACUGCAUUUCUGAAUUGUGAGUAAAAAAACUGGAUAAUACGUUUUGUUCAAUCAGUCAGUUACAAUUGCAACCGCUUUGAGGCUGUAAUUUUUAAAUUUUGGCAAAUUAAUUUUCAUUAUCUUGCCUCAUUACUCAAUCAAUAAUUAUUGAGAUUCACACGCUUCUCUGAUAUGAAUAACACUUCAUUUAACUCGCGGUUAACGCCGACGAGAGCCUUGGACCAAACUCACAUCUUUUUAGACGACGGAACAUCUCACUACGAAAAUGAACUGGUCAGCUUAGACAGGUUCUCUGGUAGUUUUGAAGAACACAGCCUGAAUACAGUUCUUGAAGAACCAACGGCACUUUGUGAACAAGUUUUGAACGAUGCGGGGAACAUCCAGAACGGGUUCUUCGACAGCCCAGCUUCCUGUCUGCCGGAAUAUUUCUUGCCGAGCUCGAUCUCCUCGAGUGCAGAUGGUGAAUCUGGAGCCGAGGAGUCGAACUCAGUCGAGUCGGCCAAAGAACUUUUCGAAGAUGACCCAGAACCUCGAAGCGACGAAAGCCACACGAUAUCAAAAGGCAAAGUAAGCGACCUGCAGCGGACGGCCCUGGACGCCAUUUUUCACAUCACCGACAGACCUUCAAGAUGUCUGGUGCUCUACAUCGCAUCUGAACUUCGUCUUCAUCACGUCACCGUCAAGAAUUUCUUCAGCAACGCCCGGCGAAGAGUGAGAAGGGCCGCGGCAAGAUUAAGUGAUCCCGAGAGAAGCAAACGAGAAAACCGCAAGCGCAAAGAGAAAAGGAGACUUGCAGCUCUGACCGCAGCGGCGUGGCCAAGCUUGGACAUGGCGGGUAACCGCAGCCUCAAGACAUCAGAUGGAUCUCGGGUACCUGAUAUCCAGCAGUGCAGUGAUACGUCUAAUGAGAGUCCAGGUCUCACUAAAGCAGAUCAAGUGUCUCCUAGAAGACGAGCUCUCAUGGAGAAGCUUGCAGACAAGGUACAGCGCAGUGCAGCGCUCAGGAACUUGGCAAACAGCGUCGAUGCUACGGCACCUGCCACUGCCAGUCUACCGCAUGUUGAUGUUGGAGUUGUUACUACGACGGACAUGUUCUCCACAGACUCCUCGUUAUCUCCAACAAAUGUGGCUUUGCCUUUCGCUACGACAUUCAGAAAUGAUUUAGCCAAUGACUGCAGUAUCCCUCCUGAACUCAAAGCCCCUAUAUUCCAAGGUAAACUCAUUCCCAUGCAAGACACAAACUCUUCGUCAACUCCGAUGGAAGCAUUCGAAUCGCCGUCAUUUGAAUCUCCCUGCGACGACCGAGAUUCUUCCCUGUGGCACCAGAAUCUUCUGAACGUAACUCUUGAAUAUCAUCCGGAUUCUUGGGAUAUUCCAGCGCUGUACUGAGGACUUUACGAGCAAUGUUGGAGUCUGUUCGUUGUACUAAACAAUAAGUGAGUCGGGAUGACUCACCAGGGAGUAAAGCGCUUGCGACAAAGGCGAAUUAAUUUUUGUAAUAUUUUCUCUUUAGCCUUUGUUAGCAAAUUCUAUUGAGAAAGUCGCAUUUGAUCCGUUUGAUGAAAAAAUAUGAGCUAAAUUAAGCCAAGAAACGAACGCGAGUCCAAAAGUCCCGUUGAGGUGCAUUAUUUUUCUUUACAAGCACACGCUACGCAUUUAUUUUUCCGAAACUGAGUGACGCAACUAUCCUCCCUCUGAUGUACCACAGUAGAUUUGAAGUAAACUAUUAAACUCAC
Molecule: messenger RNA, 2618 nt
Organism: Hyalella azteca
Lineage: Eukaryota; Metazoa; Arthropoda; Malacostraca; Amphipoda; Hyalellidae
Exons: 3
Coding region: 1054-2271 (405 amino acids)
Biological process (GO): regulation of transcription by RNA polymerase II
Cellular component (GO): nucleus
Molecular function (GO): DNA-binding transcription factor activity, RNA polymerase II-specific; RNA polymerase II cis-regulatory region sequence-specific DNA binding
Source: RefSeq, a predicted model, not a curated record